CUCAAGAUCUGCGACGAUGACACCAGCGGAUCCGAAACCGCAACUCAAGAGCUGGUAUGUAGAUCCCCUUCUUUUCUCAUUUUUUGCCCACUAGGUCGCGUAGAAGUCAUCCUUUCGUGAAAAGCUGGACCGCUACAUUAUCGAUUUCCCCGAAUUUAUUCCGAAUCUACCAUCAGGCUACGGGAGAUGAGUGAGCUACUACUAGGAGAAAUACAGCGCAAGAAGAUGGAAAGCGCAGGCAAAAUGUAGCGGCUAGGAAGAAGGUCCACCACAAAGGAGGAUGCCAGCUGCUCUUUUUUUCCACGCUCCAGGAGCUGCAGUCCCAGUUGAUUUUAUUGCGGUUGUCCGUCCGUCGCCAUUAUGUUCAACUCUUUCACCACAGAAGACGACGCGGAAACAACUGCUCGCUGGCUUAUGCAGCAAAAUGGUUGCGCCGCACAGGUAUGGUUUUUUUGAUUUCAGUAAAUCUAUGUCGUGUCGCAACCACAUAGUUAUGCACAUGGUGCUGGUGUCAUCUUCAUGUUUCUAGUUUCGGAUCCGCUCUUCACAACAACUGACAUUUCAACCCGAGCCUGAAACACUUCCAACCCACAGGUUUUUGCGCGGCAAACCUAGCCGAGAGCGAGAUGAAGAUUACACCACGAACUUGGCCGCACACUCCUGUUGACCAUCUUCACAAGUAGCGCGACGAACUGCUUACUCGCCUUCGACGACUGAUGUUGCCGACGCAAGAACUUCGCAGCGCAGAGCGAUAUCUUCGGCAUGUUGGGAAGAACAUCACGAGUCGCUUCUUACAUCGUCGAAGGCACCAAAUCUCCACCCUGGACACAAAAAGCACGACUGCGCAGAGGAAUUUUUCGGCUAUUACCGUUCUUGCAACAGUUUGAGCUCACCCUGACGGAGCUCCAGAUUGCCACAAGCCGGGUUCCUGUUCUGCGAGGAAGAUCCCCGCGCCAGAGAGUAGAAAGUACUAACGGAGUAGAUCGUAGUUGCGAUUUCGCUUGUUCCUCACGUUUUCACUUUUCCUUCUGGAUUUGUCAUGCAAAACGCUGUUUAGGGACAAGAUUUCGUAACUCGCGAUAG
Molecule: messenger RNA, 1083 nt
Organism: Amoebophrya sp. A120
Lineage: Eukaryota; Dinophyceae; Syndiniales; Amoebophryaceae
Source: the annotation of a GenBank genome assembly